AUGUCUGAGACUUUGGAUAAUGAGUGUCUGGGGAUUUCAGCAUCGGCCGAGGAGUCCUCCAAAGCCGCGGACACUUCUGCAUCUUUGACCCCCCAGGAAACGGCUGCAGGGACGAGCGAGCAGCAGCCUUCACCUGUAGUUACCCCCCCGACUGCCGGGGAGAUGAUGGACACCCUCCUGGAUGCAUCGAAAAUAAGCUACUUCCGCACAAAGUCGUGCUUCGUUCUCGACUUUUUAAAGUUCGGAAGGAGGCAGCUGCUCAUUUCCAAUCUGCCGAGGUACGACGUUUGCCGCUACACCGAGGACGACAUUGCCAAGCAGCUCACUCCAUUUGGCUUUCAACACACGGACGACAGCAUCUUUGUUUUUCCUCAGGCUCGAUUGGCGUUCGCCUUGAUGCCGACAAAAGACGACGUACGUGAAGUCAUGAAAGCAGCUGUUCACCAUCGCAUUCUCUUGAAGGGGACUGUCCUCUGGUUUAAGGUUUUAUCCUCGACCAAAAUGUACAGCCCGCUCGGGUUAUAUACGAUUCUGAUGAAGACGAUGAAGUCUCCUCUGAAGGAUGAAGGAAGUAGACUGGUCUACAUCAAGAACAUCUCCCAGCUGGAAACCCGCAAACUCAGGGAAGCGCUGACAUUUUUUGGCUCUUUUAGGAACUUCAUGCCUCUCCUCAACAAAGUGUUUAUAGAAUUUCAGACGGUCGAAGAUGCCGAUCGUUUUGGAGGUUGGUACAGUCGGGUAAAACCGGGGCAUGGUCAUAACGUGCAAAGGCUCAACGUGGACGAAGGCAGCUCUUUAGAAACAGGAGAGAAGAAUGGAGGAAUCCUCGGCAACGAUUCCUCUAAAGCUGCCAGCAGAGCCUUGGCUGUGACGACUGAAGAAGCUGCAGCCAAUCAGCAUCAAGCUAAUGCCACGCCUUUGACCUGUGGAGAGAUGAUAGAAGAGUACCUGUGCUCCAGGAGAAUUCAGUGUCAUCCAGAAGAAUCCUGCUUCACACCAAAGUUUUUGAAACAUGGCCGCAACUUGAUGCUCAUAACCGAGCUGCCCAACGACGGGCGCUACACGGAGGCCAAGGUUGCCGAACUGCUCGCUCCUUUUGGAUUUCGAUACAAGGAAGACACAAUCUAUGUGGUUCCUCAGUCGCGCAUGGCGUUCAUUUUGAUGAACGACACCCAAGCAGUGCAAGACCUCCUGAGAAGCCACAAAGAGCGACCGCUCACUUUACAACGAACCAGACUCAGCGUCAACGUUGUCCUUGGCAGAUUUAAAACGGAACCAAUUGGCUUCUAUAGAUCUCUGAUGGACCACAUCGAUUUUCCCGUAGCAGACGACGGGGCGAGAACGCUCUUCAUCACCAACAUUUCGUCGAGUGAGAUCAGAGAGCUCAGAGAAGCUUUGAUCAAAAUCGGUUCAUUUCGGAACUUCCUGCCUCUUCUCAACAAGGUGUUUAUAGAAUUUGACUCGUACCGUGAUGCUGAUCGGCUCGGGGUUUGGUACAGCGUUCUCAAACAAGCCCCCGGUCACGUAGUUCAGAGGUUGAAGGUACCAACCAGUGGCUGCACAUCACUCGCGCCGAGACUUCCUGAAAACGCCUUUCCAGUCCACCAGGACAUCAUGGAGGGAGUAACCAUCCCGCCGGCAGACGUCGUCAUUCCUCCGGGCAGCGUGGCCCCGUUUUGGGUCACAAUGAGAAAUGUUCCCUUCGUCUUCCCAACCAUUUCUCCUUGGUUCAUCACCCCAGAGUACCAGACCAUCAGGGACACAGGCGACAUCGAGAGAGCCAAAGACUCCUCGUCGUCCACCAUCAUGCUGACCGGUUUGCCAGAAGGAAACUACAAACAUGAGGAUGUGGCGAGGCUGGUGUGGCCAUAUUUCCCCCAGAAGACCCUUCACACCCUGUACUACAACGUGACAGUCCUACCGCUGCAGAGGAGGGCAUUUGUAUCUUUUGAGGACUCCAAAGCAUGCCGCCAUUUUGUCCGAGAUCACAUGGCAACGCCUUUCUCUGUCCAGGGCCGCACAAUCAGGGUCCAUAUCGUGCUGCAGCACAUGCAUCCUGAAUCCACUGAGGAGAUGAUGUACAUGAGCCUGAUGAAGUGGAGCAACGCUGGAGUUCCUGAUCACGACUCUCUGGAGGAGCGGCUGCUGUGUGUCGGGAUCUCCGAGGCGUCCGCGGAUGUCGUCAGUGUCGUCUUGGAAGCGGUGGCGUCUGUUGCACCUUUUGUAAACUUCCUGCCACUGGCCAACAGGAUAUGCAUCGAGAUGGCCGAUCCCGGCGCUGUCACCAAGGGGCUGAAGGCAAAAGAAAACACUUUAAGCACAAACACCAGAAAGAUGGCGUCAUGGGGAAAAGUGGAGCGCUUUGAGACGGUGAAGAGCCUAAAGCAGCGUCUCCAAGAUUCUGCUCAAACACCAAUCGAGUUAGAGCCAGCAGCAGUCAGUGUGGACGCCGAGCUCCCAGCUUCAGAUUGUCCACCCGAGCAUCCUCCUUCUGAACCUCUGGACAGUGGGUCACAAUCUGCUCUGCAAACCAACAACCUUAAAGGAUCCACUGUUUCUAAACCCAUCGCUGCAGGACCAAGUUCUACUGUCACAAGUGAGAGUGAGGGAGUUCAGAAACCAGGGACGGAGGUGGACAUGGACUCCACUGCUGGUUCCAAUUCCAAUGAAGGUGACAAAAAAAUGAAAAAAAUGGAAACGUCAGCAACGAUCAAGAGGAACAAAGAGGAAGGAGAACAAGAUGGUGAUGAAACUGAUGAACAGAUUGGUGAUGGCGUCCAUGACAUCAGCUCUAAAACCCAGACCACUGGGCCCAAGGAAUCCCAGACUCUGCAUGAAGAACGCCUCCAGAUCUCAGGCGGUAUCGAUGAUGAACGCAAAGCCCAAACAGAGGCGUCCAGUGAAAUGGAAAUGGAUUGUUCUUUCCAAGGUCAAAAAGACAGCCACAUGGUCCAGUCUGUGGAAAGACUGCUAACAACUCCAGAGGCGGAGUCAGAGACAAGACAAAUCAAUGUGGAGGACGGCGCUGCCAGAAACGAGAGCGGCCACACAAGCAUAGCGUCCAAAAGUGACGGGACGGAGGAGUCGCCCAAGAAACAAGACGGGGAUGAGACCAGGUCAAAGAAGGACACCACUGCAGACAAAUCCGUCACCAAGAAGACAAAGAAAGAAGACAAUCCGCUUCAAGUUGACGCCGUUAAGAAAUGUCCUGUUAGAAGAAGUACGAGAGGAAAGAAAGAGGAGACUGUGGGGAAAGAACUUAAAGAAGAAUCUGAAAAUCCAGACAGGAACGAGGAGGAGGAAAGUAUGAACUUUGUGACGGAGGAGAAGGUGGAAGAGGAGGAGGUCAAGGAGACGGUAACACCCAGGAGAAGAGGCCGAGCCAGGAGAACCAGACAGACUCCUGUGAGGAAAUCUACCAGAGGGAAAACUGAGAGCACAAAUGAGGAAAGAGAAGAAGAGGAACUGCCUCCCUCUUCACUUGAUGCCUCCUCGUCGUCGUUGUUGGACGAAGACUCUUCUAAUCGGUCAAGUGAUGGCCAUGUUGAGCUCCAGAAGACAGAGGAGGCUGCCUCUGCUGGGCCGGAGCUGCUACUGCGGAACAAAAGCCUGGAGGGAUGUGCAGAAGAAGAAGAGGAGGAGGAGGACACAGAAUGGAGCAGGGCUGAUAUUAAAGCUUUGAAUAAAAACAGGAGGGAGCUUCAUGAAACUGAAGCAAAGCGAUCUCGUUCUCAGUGUCCUUACCCUGCAGACUUCAAACUACCAGAGUUCAAACCCAACAACCCCCUCGGUCAGGAUUUCAUCAUCCUCCAGUCAGGAUUCUUCUGCAACAUCUGCUCCGUUUUCUACCUGAACGAGAGGACGGCCAAGGAGAAACACUGCAGCAGCCAGAAGCACUACGACAACCUGCAGAAAUAUUACCAGACGAAUCGACAGAUGUCAACAGAGUGUCCUUGAGGCUCUGCGUCUGACUGAUCCAAACAUCAGCCGCCAUUUUUUAAGAAGUUUAGAGGGUCAAAUCAAAUUGAAUUUGCAGCUUUAUGGGCGACUGACGAGUCUGUUGAGUUGAUCAGCAGCUAUUCUACGCGUUUGAAAAAGUAUCUGAAGUGUCUUUGUGUAAGCACAGUGUAAAGGUCGGAUUUUCUCUGUAAUAAAAAAAUGUAUAUUUCUUUGUA
Molecule: messenger RNA, 4175 nt
Organism: Labrus bergylta (ballan wrasse)
Lineage: Eukaryota; Metazoa; Chordata; Actinopteri; Labriformes; Labridae
Source: RefSeq, a predicted model, not a curated record